UCUUGGGAACCCCUCCAUGGACCCCCCGCCAUUUUGGGGACCCCCUCCCUGCCCUGGGGACCAUCUCAGGAUCUUGGGGACCCCCCCAUUGUGGGGACCUCUCCAUUUUGGGGGACCUGGUGGACAUUGGGGGUCACCAAGGUGGGACCUGGAGGAGAUUUGGGGUCACCAAGGCCAAACCUGGAGAUUUGGGGUCACCAAGGAGGUUCUGCUGGAAGUUGGGGGUCACCAAGGUGGGACCUGGAGCAGAUUUUGGGUCAUCAAGGCAGAAACUGGAGGAGAUUUGGGGUCACCAAGGUGGAACCUGUUGGAGAUUGGGGUCCACCCCAAGGUGGAACCUGGAGAAGAUUUGGGGUCACCAAGGUCAAACCUGGAGAAGGUUUGGGGUCACCAUGGUGGGACCUGGAGAUUUGGGGUCACCAGGGUAGGACCUGCUGGACAUUUGGGGUCACCAAGGUGGGACCUGGAGAAGAUCUGGGAUCACCAAGGUGGAACCUGCUGGAGGUUGGGGGCCACCCAAGGUGGAAGCUGGAAAAGAUUUAGGGUCACCAUGGUCAAACCUGGAGGAGAUUUGGGGUCACCCAGGUGGGACCUGCUGGAGAUUUGGGGUCACCAAAGUAGAACCUGGAGGAGAUUUGGGGUCACUAAGGUGGGACCUGGAGAUUUUGGGUCACCAAGGUGGGAUCUGGAGGACAUUUGGGGUCACCAAGUGGGACCUGGAGAAGAUUUGGGGACACCAUGGUGGGACCUGGAGGAGACUGGGGAGUCCAUCAGGGUGGGAUGUGGAGAACCUGGAGGAGAUUCGGGAGCACCAAGGUGGGACCUGCUGGACAUUGAGGGUCACCAAGGUGAGACCUUGAGAAGAUUUGGGGUCACCAAGGUGGAACCUGCUGGAAGUUGGGGGUCACCAAGGUCAAACCUGGAGGAGAUUUGGGGGCACCAAGGUGGGACCUGCUGGACAUUGAGGGUCACCAAGGUGAGACCUUGA
Messenger RNA from Passer montanus (Eurasian tree sparrow), 988 nucleotides. RefSeq lists its product as uncharacterized. Bases 17 to 988 code for a protein of 323 amino acids. The transcript has 2 exons. NCBI's taxonomy places the organism in Eukaryota, Metazoa, Chordata, Aves, Passeriformes, Passeridae. The record is from RefSeq and is a predicted model, not a curated record.